AUGAUGACUGUUGAAGAGAAACCUGAUGUUACUUACAAUGAUGUUGGUGGCUGCAAGGAGCAAAUUGAGAAGAUGCGAGAGGUCGUUGAACUGCCAAUGCUUCACCCAGAGAAGUUUGUGAAGCUUGGAAUAGAUCCUCCCAAGGGCGUUCUCUGCUAUGGUCCUCCUGGUACCGGUAAAACCCUGUUGGCUAGAGCUGUUGCCAAUAGGACUGAUGCUUGCUUUAUCAGAGUUAUUGGCAGUGAGCUUGUUCAGAAGUAUGUCGGUGAAGGAGCUAGGAUGGUUCGUGAACUGUUUCAGAUGGCACGGUCCAAAAAAGCAUGCAUUGUGUUCUUUGACGAAGUUGACGCCAUUGGUGGUGCUAGAUUUGAUGACGGUGUAGGAGGUGACAACGAAGUCCAGCGUACUAUGCUUGAGAUUGUGAAUCAGCUUGAUGGGUUUGACGCACGUGGUAACAUCAAGGUUCUUAUGGCAACAAACAGGCCUGACACGCUGGACCCUGCUCUUCUACGUCCUGGACGUCUUGACCGUAAGGUUGAGUUUGGUUUACCUGAUCUGGAGAGCAGAACACAGAUCUUCAAGAUUCACACAAGAACCAUGAAUUGCGAGAGAGACAUCCGUUUUGAGCUCCUUGCUCGCCUCUGCCCAAACUCAACUGGAGCUGAUAUCAGGAGUGUGUGCACUGAAGCUGGAAUGUAUGCAAUCAGAGCUAGGAGAAAGACUGUGACUGAGAAAGACUUUUUGGAUGCAGUGAACAAAGUCAUCAAAGGUUAUCAGAAGUUCAGCGCAACCCCCAAGUAUAUGGUCUACAACUAG
Messenger RNA from Eruca vesicaria subsp. sativa (arugula), 816 nucleotides. NCBI's taxonomy places the organism in Eukaryota, Viridiplantae, Streptophyta, Magnoliopsida, Brassicales, Brassicaceae. The record is from the annotation of a GenBank genome assembly.